Molecule: messenger RNA, 609 nt
Organism: Mytilinidion resinicola
Lineage: Eukaryota; Fungi; Ascomycota; Dothideomycetes; Mytilinidiales; Mytilinidiaceae
Product: kinase-like protein
Exons: 1
Biological process (GO): protein phosphorylation
Molecular function (GO): protein kinase activity; ATP binding
Source: RefSeq, a predicted model, not a curated record
CUCGGCCAUGGGUCCCUCGGCAUAGUUGAGGAAGUGCGUAGGCCGAACUAUAAGACCUUCGUUCGAAAGCGGGUUCAGCUUCCCUAUCGUCAACGAAAAAGACGUCUACAGAUCAUCCAGGAAGAAGCGAGAGUCCUUGAAGACUUGUGCCAUCCACAUAUCGUUCAGAUUCUAGGCUCAUACGAAGACCAUACAUACGGCACCAAGCAGUUCUAUUGCCUGCUCAUGUCGCCGGUUGGAGACGGUGACCUUCAGACAUUCAUGGACGAGCUUGGAGCUCGAGAGCCAACAGAAAUGGAGAUUCGAUGGCUGAUGGACUGGUUUCCGUGCUUGACCUCCGCAUUAGCAUACAUGCAUGACCAAGGAGUGCGGCACCAGGACAUCAAGCCAUCUAAUAUCGUUCAUCGAGGCCCACAGAUCUUUUUCACGGAUUUCAGCUCCUCGUCACGUUUCAAGAUCGGCCAUACCACUUCUACAGAGAACCCCGCGCGAACGUCAGCCAUGUAUGCUGCGCCUGAAAUGCUUGACUACCUACAAGAUGACGGCACAUUGAGCAAGCAUGGCCGAGGUGCCGAUAUAUUCUCCCUAGGGUGUGUCUUUUCGGAGAUG